AAAGGGGAGAGGGCAACUUUGCGGAAGGAGAAACGCGUUGUGUAGCCUUUGCGCGCGGCGGGAUAUUAUCUAGCUGGGAGUCGAGAACCUGGCAUGGGUGCCGUCAGAGGGCAGGAGCACCAGCCUCCUCAGGAGGUUGAAACCCGUGAAGAUGAAGAGCAAAGUAUUAAGCUGAGUGAAAUUUUAGAGCUGCUGGUGGCAGCUGGAUACUUCAGGGCAAGAAUUAAAGGGCUGUCCCCCUUUGACAAGGUGGUGGGCGGCAUGACGUGGUGCAUCACAACAUGCAGUUUCGACAUUGAUGUGGACUUACUGUUUCAGGAAAACUCUACCAUCGGCCAAAAAAUUGCCUUGACUGAGAAAAUUGUAUCCGUCUUGCCGAGAAUGAAAUGCCCUCAUCGCUUGGAGCCUCAUCAAAUACAGGGAUUGGAUUUCAUCCACAUAUUUCCUGUUGUGCAGUGGCUUGUGAAACGUGCAAUAGAAACCCGUGAAGAAAUGGGAGAUUACAUCCGCUCAUAUUCUAUAUCUCAGUUUCAGAAGACACACAGUCUGCCAGAGGAUGAUGACUUCAUGCAAAGAAAAGAAAAGUCUGUCAAAGCAGUUAGUGAAAUCUCUGAAGUUUACAAGCCACAAAGGAAAUACCAGCGACGAGCAGGAGCAGAAAAGUUAGUCGACGAGGAGUCUAAAGUUCAUGCUACGCUUCUGGAAUAUGGCAGGAGGUAUGGUUUCAGCAGACAAGGGAAAAUUGAGAAGGUUGAAGACAAGAAAAUGGUGCUGCCUGCUGGGCUUCCAUCAUCUGGGAAGGCUGAUGCCUACACUGAAGAUGACCUCCAAGCUGCAGAAGAGCUUCGUAUUAAAACAUUGAUGACUGAGAUGGCUGCAAUGGGAACAGAAGAGGGCAGACUGACCGCAAGCACUGUAGGGCAGAUAGUUGGACUUCAGUCUGAUGAGAUCAAGCAGAUAGUAUCAGAAUAUGCUGAAAAGCAAUCAGGACUUUCUGCAGAGGAGCGUCCAGAGAGACUUGGAGCUGCCCAGCAGCACAGAAGGAAGGUGGCAUCUUUAAACAAACAGAUCUUACAGAAAACCAAGCAGCUGGAUGAAUUGCAGGCAAAAUGUGCUGACCUGCAAGCAGGAUGUAGUGAGGCUAAGAAGAAAUUAAAUGAGGUUAAGAAUCACAGCGAAAAAUUAGACAAGGAGCUGGCAGCCUUAGAAACAGUGGAAUCCCAAGCAGAUUCAAAUGUAUUGCAGAAGCUUCGGGCACUGGUGGCAAUGAAUGAGAACCUCAAAAGCCAAGAGCAAGAAUUUAGAGCACAUUGCAGAGAAGAGAUGGCACGCCUCCAGCAAAACAUUGAAAGUUUGAAAACAGAAGCAGCUGAAAAUGGAGAAGAGAAGGAACCCGCUAAAAUUAUAGACCAGCAGUACAAAACCGAGAGAGAGAAGCUGCAGAAGAUCAGACUGCUUCUGGCCCGACGAAACAGAGAAAUAGCCAUUUUACAACGCAAGAUUGAUGAGGUUCCCAGCAGAGCUGAGUUAACACAGUACCAGAAAAGAUUUAUUGAACUUUACGGGCAGGUUUCGGCAACACACAAAGAAACGAAGCAGUUCUUUACCCUCUACAACACACUGGAUGAUAAGAAAGUGUAUUUGGAAAAAGAGGUUAACUUGUUGAAUUCAAUUCAUGACAACUUCCAGCAAGCCAUGGCUUCUUCUGGUGCUCGAGACCAGUUUCUGCGGCAAAUGGAACAAAUCGUAGAAGGAAUUAAACAGAAUCGAAUGAAGAUGGAAAAGAAGAAGCAAGAAAACAAAAUGAGAAGGGACCAGCUCAAUGAUGAAUAUCUGGAGUUACUGGAGAAACAAAGACUCUACUUCAAAACGGUCAAAGAAUUUAAAGAGGAAUGCCGCAAAAAUGAAAUGCUUUUAUCCAAGCUGAAAGACAAGUGUUCUUGAAGAACUUCAGACAGCAGUUCAUUUAUAUGAUUGAAUUCAUUUUCAUUCUGAUCCAGCCCAAUGACUAGAUGUAUUCCUUUUUGAGAUUUAAUGCAGUAUAGCAGUUCAGAAAAAUUAUUUGAUUGUCUUUUUAUAUAUGCACACACAUAUAAAGUAAAGUGACACUGUUUUGUAAAUGAUUUACCUUUGCACUAGUUAACAUUUCAUGUGCACUAGAAAACAUAUAUUAUGUGUUAAACAAUAAAUAUGUAUAAAUCAAAAGCUCCAAA
This is a messenger RNA of Podarcis muralis (Common wall lizard), 2213 nucleotides long. RefSeq names its product CCC complex scaffolding subunit CCDC93 (gene CCDC93). Lineage: Eukaryota; Metazoa; Chordata; Lepidosauria; Squamata; Lacertidae. Gene Ontology annotation, biological process: Golgi to plasma membrane transport. The record is from RefSeq and is a predicted model, not a curated record.